CUCAUUUCGUAGAGGUUUCCGCCCGAACCGCUAAAAGUUGUGGGUGUGAGAUUUCUUGUACGAAUUUUCCACGCAAGUCAUCCAUAGUGACCAGAGGUGGCACGGACACCAACACCAAGACAGAGACUUUGGAUGUUUCUUCGUUGCAGAAGCAGAGGCACACCAAUCCCAUUUAAUUUAUCGUUCCUCUUCUCCUCUUCACUUUCCAACCACCCAUUCAUUCCUUUUCUUCUUGCACUCUGCCCUUUGGGAGGAGUUUGUAACAUGGCUGCUCUACCUACUGCGGAGCUUAGUGAUGCAAAUGCAACACAUGUAGCAAGUGGUGAUGUGAGGGUGCUGCAUCCAGUGUUCAAGGUUUAUGGCCAGGCCACGGCAUUCUCCGGCCCCAUUGUCACCGUGAAGGUGUUUGAAGACAACGUGUUGGUGAGGGAGCUUGUUGAGACGAAAGGCGAAGGAAGAGUAUUGGUUGUUGAUGGAGGAGGAAGCUUGAGGUGUGCAUUGAUGGGAGGGAAUUUGGUACAGAUUGCAUAUAACAUGGGGUGGGCUGGGAUUGUGGUGAAUGGUUGCGUUAGAGAUGUGGAUGAUAUCAAUGCGUGUAAUAUUGGCGUCAGAGCCUUGGCUUCUCAUCCACUCAGAUCCAACAAAAAGCGCACUGGUGAAAAGAAUGUCCCUGUUUAUGUUGGUGGAACAUUUAUUCGUGAAGGAGAAUGGUUGUAUGCAGAUAAUGAUGGCAUCCUCGUAUCAAAAUUUGAGUUGUCAAACUAAAAUAGUUUACCUUCAGUUCAAUAUUAUUGCAACUUUAGACUUUUAAGUCAUGCUUUUUCUGGUUUAGUUUGUGGGGAAGUGAAUAAAAUUUUAAGAAUUUCUUGUGUGCACUUUGCCUAACAUUUGUUUCUCUCUUAUUUUAGAGGGGCAAGGGGGGGUUCAUGUUGAAAAGUUUGUCUUCGAAGCAGACAAUAUUUCAGUAGUCUUGGCCUAAUAUCCUAUCCCGAAUAUCCACUGGGUUGGGGCAGCUGAUAAAUCUUAAGUUGCAUAAGACGUGUCAA
Glycine soja is the source of this 1046-nucleotide messenger RNA. Its product is annotated as putative 4-hydroxy-4-methyl-2-oxoglutarate aldolase 3. NCBI's taxonomy places the organism in Eukaryota, Viridiplantae, Streptophyta, Magnoliopsida, Fabales, Fabaceae. Gene Ontology annotation, molecular function: ribonuclease inhibitor activity. The record is from RefSeq and is a predicted model, not a curated record. Gene Ontology annotation, biological process: regulation of RNA metabolic process. The transcript is spliced from 2 exons. Bases 133 to 765 code for a protein of 210 amino acids.